This is a messenger RNA of Mizuhopecten yessoensis (Yesso scallop), 2721 nucleotides long. RefSeq names its product opine dehydrogenase-like. The transcript has 2 exons. Gene Ontology annotation, molecular function: oxidoreductase activity. NCBI's taxonomy places the organism in Eukaryota, Metazoa, Mollusca, Bivalvia, Pectinida, Pectinidae. The record is from RefSeq and is a predicted model, not a curated record. Bases 103 to 1368 code for a protein of 421 amino acids.
GACAGGUCAAGGUCAUUAGCGCCGACUGUACGUGUGUGCACAAGCUACAUGAGUGUGAGUGUUGACAUUGCCGUCUGCACCUACACACGCACGUAACAUAAGAUGGACGGAAGGAAGCUCUCACGCCAUUUCUCAAGAGCAGAAGAUCUAGAUUCUGAGGGAACUCUAAAGAUCCUCGUCUGUGGCGGUGGAAAUGGCGCCCACUGUAUGGCCGCCUUGGCCUCCUGUCGACCGCAUGUUGAAGUGCGAGUACUGACCUUGUACAAGGACGAGGCUGAGAGCUGGACGAAAGCCCUCGAAGAGGACGACAUGACGAUAUCCAUCACAUACAGCGAGAAUCACACGGAAGACGUUAAGUCCAGGCCUUCUCUAGUAACGAAAGACCCGGAAAAGGCAACUGAUGGUAUUCACAUGAUAUUUUUCACAGUUCCGGCGUUCGCGCAUGAGCAAUAUCUAAAUGCGAUUUCAAAGUACGUUCUUGACAACACGUUGCUGAUUGGCUUACCGGGCCAGGCUGGGUUCGAGUUUCAGGCAGUCAAGGCAUUGGGCACGAAGGCGAAGCAGUGCGCAGUCGCAUCUUUUGAGUCACUUCCGUGGGCAUGCCGAAUUAUGGAGUUUGGACGUCAUGUGCAGCUGCUCGGAUUUAAAGAGUCCUUAGGCGCGGCAAUCUUGAUCGGUAGCAAGAGCAACCUAACGGCGCAUUCUCUCGACAUCAUACAGUUCAUCUUCGGAGAGAACCCCGUCUUCAAGGUCAUCAAUAACUAUGUUGCCAUUAAUCUGAUGGCAAAGAGUAUCAUCCACCCGCCUCUGAUGUAUGGCCGGUGGAGGGGAUACAAAGGCGAGGUCCUCCAAGAGAAACCACUGUUUUACCAAGGUGUUGAUGAGGAACAAGCCGGUCUCCUGUCAAAGGUCAGCGACGAGGUUGUAAAUACGGCCAAGGUCAUUCAGGACAAGCGUAAGAACAUCGACAUGUCAGCGGUUAUCCACAUUCUGGACUGGUACCGGGAGUACUAUUGUCACGAAAUAUCCGACCACAGUUGCCUGAUGAAGGCUAUGCAAACAAAUAAAGCAUAUGACGGGUUGCUUCAUCCAAUGAAACCAGGAGGUGAUGACGGUAAGGGUUUCAUUCCAGACUUCCAUUACCGGUAUACCCGGGAGGACGUCCCUUUCGGACUGGUGGUGAUGAAGGGGAUAGCAGAGAUCGCCGGCGUGGAGACCCCCACUAUCGAUACCAUUAUAACAUGGGCACAGAAACAGCUCGGCAAGGAGUUCAUCGUCGGCAAUCGUCUCACUGGUAAGGAUAUGAACGAGACUCGUGCGCCGCAGGUAUACGGGUUCGAAACCCUCGACCACCUCUUCCAUGUAUAAUGCCGUUUCCUGUACUAUAUUGUCCCAGCGCUAGGUGGGGCGUGCUUCAUGCAAACAGUUCGUCGCAUUGCACAUUUGUGAACUAAAAUGUCCGUAUACGAGAAGUGGGUUAUAGGAAAGUUGGUGCAAAGUUUUGGAUGCACACGAUCUUAAAAGAGACCUGUAUUGCGGUUAAAUUACAACCUAUUGUUACUCAGGAUCGGAGUGCCUUUAUUACCCACGUCUUUAAACUUUAUAAGAUCUACCUCAGUUUGUGACACACAUUGCAUCAACAGAUUACAUGUACUUUAGAGGAAAACGAAUCAAGAGAUAUCUGGACAACGCUGAAGUAACUGGGUUUGUAAGUUCGAGACGGGAGCUGCAUUUACGAAGUUCGUCACAUUUCUGCGAAAUGCGGAAACGGACCGGACCAUUCCAGGCUGAUAUAAGAUGGCAAAGUAGUAAAUAUUGAUCAUUUUACGUCUGUGAUAACAAUGCCAUUGAUCAAUGGACAAUAUUUAGCAAUGUCUGCCAGGGCGCGCUUUCACUGUUGACACCUACCAGGUCCGUGGCUGUCAGUCACGUGUACACUGGAGCUUUGCUGAGGUUUGCUGUGAUGGUAGGUUAGGCAAUUUAUAUCACAAGAUAUCAAUAAUAUAUCUGUGUAACUUGUAUAGUGAUUUAUAUCAUUUUAGUUUGCAUACAUUUAAGCCGAAAAGUACAAAUGUACGUUUCAUGACUAUACAUAAAGCUCUAACAACGACAUUCAAUUGUCAUUUGUAGUUAACGUUGCAAAUCAGGCGUAUUCCAGGGAAUUAUUAUAGUUAUUGUAGUGUAGCUUCAUGUCUACGCGAUCAAAUAUUUACGAAAUAGAUACCGUUUGUUAUUUGGGUGAUUUGAACCUACCAGAUAUGUAGUUAAACAUAUAUUCUAAGGAGUUAGUAUCGACUGAAAACAUAUAAGCUGUUUUCAUUUCGUGCGUUUAUAAUGUGUAGAUAUAUAUUGUGAAGUAAUUUAAGAGGUGUAGCUAUACGUUAUAACAUUGUUCCAGUCGGUGACCGAUUUUAUUUCAGUACGCCACGUAAGCUUAAAGUCAUAUCUAUAUCAAAUUAAGCCAUUGGAAUUGAAUUCUUUAAAUAAUGGUGGCUAAUACCCCAAUUUUACUACACUUUAUAGUCACAAAUAAUUAAAUCGGGCAUUGCUAUUUUGUCGUUAUACCACAACGCAUUUAGAUUGUCUACUUGGCCUCUGGUUUGUGAGGCAGUGUUGGACAGAAGCAAUCAUACUAUUAUGUCGCUCAGGACAAAAGAUAAAAAUGUCAAAGUUUUGGUAUUUUUUUUAUAUAUGUUAAUUAAAAUUCCCCCGUUUUUACGA